This is a messenger RNA of Dipodomys spectabilis (banner-tailed kangaroo rat), 831 nucleotides long. RefSeq names its product teneurin-3-like. Gene Ontology annotation, cellular component: membrane. The coding region runs from base 1 to 831 and encodes 276 amino acids. Lineage: Eukaryota; Metazoa; Chordata; Mammalia; Rodentia; Heteromyidae. Gene Ontology annotation, biological process: signal transduction. The transcript has 4 exons. The record is from RefSeq and is a predicted model, not a curated record.
AUGGAUGUGAAAGAACGUAGGCCUUACUGCUCCCUGACCAAGAGCAGACGAGAGAAAGAACGGCGCUAUACAAAUUCGUCAGCAGACAAUGACGAGUGUAGGGUCCCUACGCAGAAGUCUUAUAGUUCCAGUGAAACCCUGAAAGCUUUUGAUCACGAUUCCUCGAGGCUGCUCUAUGGAAACAGAGUAAAGGAUUUGGUUCACAGAGAAGCAGACGAGUAUUCUAGACAAGGACAGAAUUUUACCCUAAGGCAGUUAGGAGUUUGUGAACCAGCAACUCGAAGAGGACUGGCCUUUUGUGCGGAAAUGGGGCUCCCUCACAGAGGUUACUCUAUCAGUGCAGGGUCAGAUGCUGAUACUGAAAAUGAAGCAGUGAUGUCCCCAGAGCAUGCCAUGAGACUUUGGGGCAGGGGGGUCAAAUCAGGCCGCAGCUCCUGCCUGUCAAGUCGGUCCAACUCAGCCCUCACCCUGACCGACACAGAGCACGAAAACAAGUCCGACAGUGACACUGAUAGACUUCUGGGGGAUGUGCAGGUGCUUGACUGUCGAUGGCAGAUAUUUCCUUAUGAUGGACUGUCCCAUCUGCUGUGGCUGGAGUGCAUACCAUGUGCACAGGAAGACAUGGAUCUUCUCAAUGCAAGAAAACUUGAAGGUAAUGAUCUGGUGUUGAAGAGUAUCAAGGCAUUAACUCUGCAUCUUUCCUACUUGGGGAAGAUGGGCUUUGAUGACUCAGGCUUGUCAGAGGAGGCAGUUUUAUAUAGAAACAUCUUCAGUGGGUCUUCUGCUCCCAGAUAUAUAUGCAAGUUCUUCAAGCAUGAACAAGUGAUAUAA